UCACAGGGGGCAGGAGGGGGGCGGCAGGGAGAGCCCGGGCCCUUCGUUCUGUGACUGGUCUGGGUCUUCUGUGCGGGUCCUCAGCAGCCGGCCGAGGGCACAUGCCCGCAGGGCUGGAGCCGAGGCGGGAGGCCUGGGCCCCGGGGCGGGGCGGCGCGGGGUGCAGUAGCCGGACGGUGAGCCUCGCGGGGCCUGACACUGCCUCCGUCUGCCUGGGGGGCCCAGGGAGCGGUGGUGACCUUCCCCAGAGCCCAGGAGGUGCAGACACGCAGCCUGUGGGGCUGCAGAUGGACCGCCCGAAGCACUCGUCUAAUGCCCCCGUGGGGAAGAAGCCCAGACUGCCCUUGCCCCGGGAGCACAGGCAGCUCUCUCCCGCUCUGAGCCCGACUGUGGCCUGGGACCAGCCCGGGGCCCAGGGCGAAAGGCGGCAGCUGCAGACGCAGGACUGGGUGUGCGAGCCGCCCGAGAGCAGGUGCCCGAACCGCCACUGGAGCGUCAGCAUCGACGAGCGUCGGCGGCUGGCCACGCAGGGCGGCUGGGAGGAGCCGGGCACCAGCGGGCCAACCCCCUACUGCAGGGACAUCGCGCAGCUCGUGGCCCAGCUGGUGUCCGAGGACGUGGACAAGGACGUGCUCCUCCCCCACCCUCUGAGGUCUUCUGAGUCCGCCAACGCCUUCCACGCCUUCCUGGCCCGGAGCGCGCCUUUCUGGCAGACCGUGACUUUGGAGGCGCAGGUCUCGAGGUCACCACCCUUCCAAGAGCCGACUUAGCCCAGUGUCUGUCUUGCAGCGCCUUUCCUGGGGGUCCUGGGGUAGGCGGCGGCUGAGUCCUCUUCACCUCCGUCUGGGGGCUCGUGAGCCCAGGGAUGAGAACACAGGCCCAGGAGGACCCUCUGGCUGCCCCUUCCUUAGAAUGCGUGGCCCUGAGGACUUGGAGGCCACCUCAGGGAGGGGUGCCUUGCCCCAGCCCAGCCUCCAGGAGGCCACCGGGAGGGGCCUGGGGGACAGGGCAGAGUGGGGCUUUCCAGGAGAGCCCUCUGCCACCUGGAGAGCCUGCCUGCACCUUCCAUCUGCAGCUGCGGAUGGCCUGGGAGCGCGGAGGGGGGCAUGAUGGCUCGUGACCAACUCCUUUGCUGUUCCUCCAGGAGGAUGGGGAUUUUGAGGUCAUGAACUACUGGAUACUGAUGCCCACCCAGCUUGGGGGCACUGGGUCUCAUUUUGGGUCCUGCCUGUGGGAGGCCCAAAGGGGCAUGCAUAACCCCGGGGGAGCAGAAGCCAGGGGGUGCUGAAUACAGAGGGAGGCUUCCUGGAGGAGGUGGUGCCUCCCCACCUCAACACAGUGGUUGGUGAACAGGCCAAGAAAGCAGUGUGGGCAGAGGGCAUGGGGAAGCUGUGAGGAGCUGGCCCUGGGCCCACCGAGGUGUCUGCUUUUGGAGGUUGAGGGGUGGGCGGAAGGGUUCUGAGCCGGGGGUGACGAGGCGGAGCUGCAUUCGCGGAGAGGAAGCUGGAGGGGAACUGGAAGUGGGAGGAGGGAAGGAGGGGGACGAUGGCAGGCUCCCAGCCCUCAGGGGCCAUGGAAGGACAGCCGCAGGGGGGGGGGUGCCAUCCCCGGGACUUGGCCACUGACUCUCAGGGGCUCACGGGCUUCUGUGUGGGGGUAGCUGGCUGGAGGGGACUUUGGGCAAGAGGAGGUGACCAACCCCAGGUCUGGGUGAGGGCGGGAGCCAGGCCUGCACGCAGCUGGGCACCUGCCUACAGCGGCCUUCCUCGGUCCCAGAGCCUGCUUCUGAGAGGCUGCUGGCCCACAGGCCAGUGGAUGUGUCCCGAGGGGGGCGAGGUUUAGGCCCCCUCCCCCUCCUCCUUAGGGACCCUGCUGAAGUGGGGGGUGGUUGUCGUGGGCCAGGCUCCAUGCUGGGCAGGAAGUCCCCCACCCCAACUAGCGCUCACAGUGCAGAGUGGGAGCUAAAGUGCCAACAGUCAGGGUAGAGGUAACAAGGGCUUUGGAGUUCUUUGUCACGGAGUGGCUUUAAAGGACUCCCAUGUUGUCACUAGAGAUCCGGAGGUUCACCGGGCUGACCUACCAGUUCUGGUCUCGCUUGGGGCCGGUCAUGAGGCUGCAGUCAGAUGGUGGUGAGUCCAGGAUGCCCGGAUGGCCAGCCCUCUGCCUUUCACGCGCUCUCGGCGCCUCCGCCCAGCAGGGAGCCAGCUGCCCGGGGGGCCCAGCACCCAGACCUCGCACCAUGGCGGCGGAGCAGAGAGGCCUGGGAGGGCCGAGGCCCCAGCCGGGCAGCAUCCUCUGCUGCCUCCUCUGUGCUUACCGUGGCCUCAGGACCAGCCCGGUGGCCUCCUCUGGUAGAGCGCGGUGCCCAGGACAGGCGUCACUCACCAGCUGGGGACGGAUUUGCUGUCACCGGGAGGGCUGGUUUCUACUGCUGCCCCAACCAGCCACCGCCGCAGACUUCAUGUCCUCAAUUUCCCUGGCUGGGGGCUCUGUAGAAGUCCAAAACAGACCUCCCAGCCUAAGAGCAGGCCGUGGGCAGGGCUGCCUGCCCUUCUGGAGGCUCUUGGGGAGAAUCUGUUCCUGGCCUUUUUCAGCUUCUGGAAGCUGCCCGCUCUCCGUGGCGCAAUGACCCCUCCCUCCGCCUUCAGGGCAGCGUCAGCCCCCUGCCCCCCCCCCCCCCCCCCGUCACGGCUGAGCAGUCCUCCUGCCAGCACAUUCGCAGGUUUGGGGUGAGACGUGGACAUCUUCUGGGGGGCACUGUGCCUUCCACAGGGGCUCCUGGCAUCGCUGCUUCACGUCCACAGAACACAGGACUGCCCCCAACAGCCAAGGAUGAUUGGGCCCCAAAUGGGAACAGUACUCCCGCUGAGAGUCCCAGGAAGGGAAGAGGGUCCACCCAGCAGACAGAGUGGGCGUCAGCAGGACGAGCAGAGAGGGAGAGUCUGGGGUCAGCGCCAGUCUGGCGAGGACAUCACCUGGGCCACCCCCGGCCGUGGACACUGCAACGCCCCCCCGUGUCCACUCUGCCUUAUUUUUUUUUUCUUUCUUUUUUUUUUUUUAAGAUUUUAUUUAUUUGAUAGAGACACAGUGAGAGAAGGAACACAAGCAGGGGGAGUGGGAGAGGGAGAAGCAGGCUUCCCGCAGAGCAGGGAGCCCGACGCGGGGCUCGAUCCCAGGACUCCCGGACCAUGACCUGAGCCGAAGGCAGACGCUUAACGACUGAGCCACCCAGGUGCCCCUUUUUUUUUUUAUUUCUUUUGAGCGAGUGCAAGCGGGCAUAGGGUCAGAGGGAGAGAGAAUCCCAACCAGACUCCCCCCUGAGCACAGAGCCCGCCCCCACAACCCUCACCUGAGCCGAAAUCAAGAGCCAGACACUUCACCGACUGUGCCCCCCCAGGUGCCCCCCAUGUCCAUUCUUCACUGCCCAUUCCCUCCCUUUCAGCCAGGUGGGUCUCUCCUCAAGCUCCAGGAGGAACAACACACCUCCCCAGGACUCUCAGAGACAUCCCCAGGUGGGGGGCCAUUUGGGGACAUCCCUGGGUGCUCUGGUGGCAGGGCAGACAGUGUCCCACAUGCAGGCUUGCCCGGGCUGGCUGCAUGAUGUCCCUCGUGUCCUAGCACCUGCCUGUGCUCACAAGGGAGGCCAGCCUGGAGCAGGGAGCAGAGAGCAGGAAGGAGAGGAGGAAGGGAGGUGUGUGCUGGGGGGUGUCGUCUGCGUCCUCCCGAGCGAGGGCCAGCAGACGACCACGACCCAGCACUGCCCCAGCUGAAAAAAAUGACUUCGUGGGCUUUGCAAGAACACACUCACUAUUCAACAAUCCAACACUGAAGUUUUAAAAAUCUCGCCCACAAUUUCAUCAAGAUAAGGCUGUUGACAUUCGGAGAAGGUUAUCCAGGUAUUUCUAGAGACCGAGGCAGUGAGGAGCGAGCAUGUGGAAAUACAGAAUAAGUACAGAGCUCCUCCCUGCAAAUUUAAAAAAUUUUAAUUUUAAGGGAAAACAUGAUUGCUGAAUUAGACGAAUGCGUCUUCACCCCAAGUUUAAAAGCUUCUCCUAAGAUUAUUUUUAGAAAUUGCAAAAAUCAAGGGACAGUGUCACGUGGCUUUGGCAGCCAUCUCCCCUCAGACAGCCUUGGCUGACGUCCCACUUCAAAUGCUGAGGAGCUGACGCCCCCGCCCGCCGAGACCGUCAUUCCCGCUCGGGGCUGGACUGGCCUCAGGCCUGCACCCACCAGCCCCCCCGCGCCGCGCAGGCCGUGGGGAGCUCGCCACCCCCACGUGGCCGCUCAGUCUUUGCUUUGCUUGUAUCCUCACUGGCUUUCCGUGAAAGACUUUGUCCCUCGGCUUACAGACGUUUGCCUGCGGCCCUUAGACUUAGCCGGGGCGGGCGACCCGUCCUACCUUAGCCGCUGCUCGCUUUCCCCCGCCGAGCCGGCUUCGCACACUGAGCGCUGGGCAGGAAUGCGGGCCCAGCGGCGGGUCUGUCUUGCACGUGACCUGCUCUUUCCGAAAGCCCGGUGACUCAGGCGAGAUGGGCCUCAGCACAGAUGCCGCUCAGUCGGGAUUUCUGGAACGGCGUGCGGGCCCCUCGUCCUCGGACUCACUUGCAGAUUUCCGAAUGCUCUGUCUAGUGCUGUGCCUUGGGCGCUGUGUGCUUCCCUGCGUGUCCUUGCUCGCCUCCUCUCAGCCCUCACCAUGCAGCCGCCAAGGGGUCCCCCGAGGAACGGUCGCUCGGAGCCCUCAGUGUGGCCCCACGGGGCGCUGCGCCCAUACAGGACCAUGGUCCCCCCAAGUGGCCGCCACCCCCACCACGGGCCCCUCCUUCCCCAAUGCCCUGAUCUCUCUCAACAUCCAUGCCCCUCAGUAUGACCUCCGUCCCCUUGCCCUCCUCCUUUUUGGCAUCCAGAUAUUAUUUACGACCCACCAGCCGGCACGCUCCCCCAGGGCAGAGACCCUGUCUCCCCACCCCCUGCCCCGUCUAAAUAGUGUGGUAUGAAGCAGGUGCUUAACAAGUCAUAAUUGAAUGAAUAAGUUAUUGUUUUACUUGCUUUGUCUCGCCCCCAAAUCAUCUCCAGCCUUUCCCGCACUGGUAAUCCAACAUUCUGCCCCUUGCUGUUCCUGACUUAUUCUAGCAAUGGUGUGAUUUUGAGGAAACGUGUUUCCUCAGCUCUUAACUCUCACUCCCAUCCUGCUGUUUUGUCAUCCAGUACUGGAGCUUCUGAUGACUGAUGACAUGUGUGGACCACGUUCCCAUGGCCUCUGGCACUCCUGCGGGGUUUCCACUGGCCCCUCGCCCCCUCCCUCCUCCAGUUUCUCUGUUGUUGGAUAUGUGGAGGUGGCUGGAGGUGGGUGGAGGUGGCCGCCAGGCCUUCAUUCCUGUUCUGACGCGAGGAGCCAUCUCCUGAACGUCUUUUUGCCCUGCUAAUAAAUGGAUGGAUUCCUAAGUCUCUUUUGCAA
Molecule: messenger RNA, 5455 nt
Organism: Mirounga angustirostris (Northern elephant seal)
Lineage: Eukaryota; Metazoa; Chordata; Mammalia; Carnivora; Phocidae
Gene: TEX22
Product: testis expressed 22
Exons: 3
Coding region: 102-770 (222 amino acids)
Source: RefSeq, a predicted model, not a curated record